Elaeis guineensis (African oil palm) is the source of this 2247-nucleotide messenger RNA. Lineage: Eukaryota; Viridiplantae; Streptophyta; Magnoliopsida; Arecales; Arecaceae. The record is from RefSeq and is a predicted model, not a curated record.
AUGGACUGUAAAUAUGGCUGUGGUAGUUGGGAUUUCAGCGAGUUACCGUCAACACGCAUGGAAGGAAGACAAUGUGAAAGCAGUCCUGUGGAACAGUCCAAUCACGAAAGCCUAGAAUACUUUCAGGUGUCUGACAACGUGCUCUCUGGUAUCAUCCCCUGGCGCCUCUACAAUUUCUCAUCCUUGUCUCUCUUCAACGUGGCUCUCAACCAGCUGCAGGGUAGCCUUCCACCAACCCUGGGCAAUACACUUCCUAGACUUAUCAAUCUUUGGUUAGGUGAUAACCAUUUUGAAGGACCCAUUCCAACUUCAUUAGGCAAUGCCACCAGAAUGGGAAACAUUGAUGCGUAUGAAAACGGUUUUACUGGACAGAUGUUGGGCCUAGAAAUCAACCUGCUUGGCGGUAGAUUGCCAAAAUCAAUCACCAACCUCUCCAUAGAACUCCAGUUUCUGGAAAUUGGAGGUAACCUCAUAUCGGGCAACAUUCCCUCUGGAAUUGAAAACCUGUUCAAUUUGUAUGCAUUGGGGUUUGAGAAUAACCUAUUCACUAGUAAUAUCCCAGAAGAUAUCGGAAAACUUCAGAUGCUGCAGGCUCUUUCCUUGGGUGGAAACAGGUUAACAGGGACCCUUCCAUCCUCCCUUGGCAACCUCACCCGGUUGAAUAAACUCUACUUAGACAGUAAUGCCUUUGGAGGACCGAUACCUUCAAGUCUGGAAAAUCUCCAACAUUUAGCAGAUCUGAACCUCUCCCAUAACGGUCUUAGAUGUAGCAUCCCAAAAGAGAUAUUCAACCUUUCUUUCCGGUCAAAUUCUGUGGAUUUUUCUGACAACUAUUUGAUUGGGGAACUACCAUUGGAUGUUGGCGGCAUGAUAAAUCUCAGGGCAUUACUUCUUUCUGGAAACAAGUCGUCGGGUGAGAUACCUAGCAUACUUAGCAAUUGUGAGGUCUUGGAAAACCUCUUCAUUGACAAUAACUUCCUCAAGGGAACCAUUCCUCCAUCUUUGAGUGACAUAAAGGCACUUCAAAAUCUCGAUCUCUCGCGCAAUAACCCGUCAGGGCCUGUGCCUGAAUUGCUGGCAAACUUACACUUUUUGGUAUAUCUCAAUUGUCUUUCAACCAUCUGGAUCUCGCUACAUGAAAAUGAUGGGCUCUGUGAAGGUAUACCAGAACUUCGCUUGCCUGGAUGUCCCAGAAAAUCAUCAGAAAAUGAUGGAAGGUCUCAUCUGGUUCGAGUUGUGAUACCAAUAAUUAGUGUUAUUUCAUGUUUGGCACUGAUCUUUCUCUUUGUUUUCUUUUGUUGGAAACAAAAGCCAAGAAUGGACAGGAGAUCGCCUGCAUCUUCCUUUGAUGACAAAUAUCUUAAAGUGUCUUACAGGGAAUUGGCUGAGGCAACUGAUGGAUUCUCCGCCACCAAUCUUAUUGGAGCGGGAAGAUAUGGCUCGGUGUAUGAAGGGUCUCUGCUUCAUAGGAAUGCAGCUGUUGCUGUGAAGGUUUUUAACCUGCAACAAUUAGGAGCUAUCAAGAGUUUCGUAGCUGAAUGUGAUGCUUUAAGAAUCAUCCGACAUCAUAAUCCAGUCAAGAUCAUAACAUUGUGCUCCAGUGUUGAUUUUAGAGGUUAUGAUUUGAAAGCUCUGGUUUUUGAAUUCAUGCCUAAUGGGAGUUUAGAGGAAUGGCUGCAUCAAAUAAUAAGUGAGCAGGGAAUGACGAACAGUUUAAAUUUACUUCAGAGGUUAAACAUAGCCACUGAUGUUGCUGAAGCAAUGGAUUAUCUUCAUCACAACUGUCAACCACGAGUUGUUCACUGUGAUCUGAAGCCUAGUAAUGUUCUUCUUGAUGCUGACAUGGUUGCUCAUGUAGGGGAUUUUGGGUUGGCAAAAAUCCUUUUUGAAGCUAUGAGCAUGCCUUUGAAAAAUUCAGCAAACUCAACUGACAUCAUAAGGGGAACAAUUAGGUAUGUUGCUCCAGGAAAGAGACCAGUUGAUGAUGCAUUUAACAAUGGAUUGACCCUUCAUAGUUUUGUUAAGAUGGCAUUUCCUGAGAGGAUCGAGGAAAUCAUUGAUCCAUUGUUGCUGAUCCAAGAUGAUGAUGAUCCGAGAGGAAGGUCUCCUCGGAGACUUCACCAAUGCUUAGAAUCUGCGAUAAGAGUCGGCCUCACGUGCUCAACAUUAUCACCAGGUGAACGAAUGAACAUGAGAGACGUGGCCACUGAAAUGCAUGCAAUUAGAAACGCCUAUUUAGGGGGUUGA